AUGACAAACAUUUGUUAUGAGUACCAUCUUGUUGUGUCUGAGGAUACCUGUGCAUUGAUUGCCUCGGAGGCCGGAAUCUCUCUGAGCGACUUCGAAUCCUGGAACCCGGCUGUUGGCACCAACUGCACUGAUCUUGACAUUGGAGAUUACGUUUGCAUUCGAGUUUUAGGAUAUGGGUAUUCAAGCGCCACUCCCACGAGCUCGAGCUUGAGAUUAGUGGUGACUACUACACCCACGAGCACCGGAACCGGAGUUUCUACUCCCUCUCCUAUCCAGACAGGCAUGGUGUCCACCUGCGACUUAUUUCACUUGGUUGUGUCAGGAGAUACCUGCGCUGUCAUUGCUAAGAAUGAAGAUAUCUCUUUGACCGAUUUCUAUUCAUGGAACCCAGCGGUUGGCAGUUCUUGUGCCUAUCUAGACCUAGGAGAUUAUGUCUGUGUUGGUGUUAUUGGCAGUACUGCUACUACAACGACUACUGCCACUGCGACUACAACGACCAGUGGGAUUACAACUCCUUCGCCUGUCCAAACAGGCAUGGUUUCUGACUGCGACGCUUUUUACUAUGUGGUUGAUGGCGACGGUUGUUCCGGCAUUGCGACAGCGGAGGGUGUCUCAGUUGCUGAUCUUGAACUGUGGAACCCGGCAAUUGGCGCUGACUGCACCGAUCUCUGGCUUGACACUUAUAUUUGCGUCGGUAUUUCAUAG
Penicillium pulvis is the source of this 705-nucleotide messenger RNA. Its product is annotated as LysM peptidoglycan-binding domain-containing protein. NCBI's taxonomy places the organism in Eukaryota, Fungi, Ascomycota, Eurotiomycetes, Eurotiales, Aspergillaceae. The coding region runs from base 1 to 705 and encodes 234 amino acids. The record is from RefSeq and is a predicted model, not a curated record. The transcript has a single exon.